CGGACGGAGAGCCGCACUGCACGCUGACAAGCCAGGACAGGGCGAGGCGGCGGUCCCGGUGUAUGCCCCCAUCCAUCAUCGCUAUGGGAAUUACCACAGCGUUGUCUGUGAAGCAGACCCUCACCUCGCAUCUAAAACCGGUUCACCUGGAGACACAGACUAUAAAACACUGCAGUGGAGACUGUCGCUGCUCAGAGCCGGGCUCAGCUUCUCUCCUCCGGUAAACUGAGGAGGACGAUGAUGAUGAUGAUGAUGAUGACUAACAUCUAUAGAUGAGAAGUCUUUCUCAGGCCGUCACCUUGGACGGCUCGACCUUCAUCUGUAUACUCUAAAUGAGGACCAUGCCUGCCAUGUGUGUAUCCGCAGUGCUCUUAUGUACAGUUGUGGUUGAUAUCUCAGCUCGGGUUUUGACCACAUCCAGCACAGAUGACCAGCCCAUUUUUUCUCAACGGCACUAUCAGCACACCGACCAAGACACGGGCACCCAGCUGGUCUGUGAUAAGUGCCCGGCUGGCACCUAUGUCUCCAUCCACUGCUCUCCAACUUCUGUGAGGGAAUGCAGCCCCUGUCCCAAAGGCACCUUCACACGGGGAGAGAAUGGAGUUCAGCAAUGCCAUCGCUGCAGGAGUCCUUGCCCAGCUGGCUUUAUUGAGAAAACGCCUUGCACAGCCACCCAGGAUCGAAUCUGCACAUGCCCACCCAAUACAUUCCUGUCAGGGGAUGGUGCUGCUGUGUGUAAGCCCCACUCUUUGUGCCCCCCAGGCAAGAGGGUGAAAAAGCAGGGCAGUGAGAAAAAGGACGUGGUCUGUAAGCAGUGCUCUGAGGGAACUUUUUCAGAUUUGAAAUCAAGUGCAACACAGUGCAGAAAUCACACAGACUGCCAGGUUCAGGGGCUGGUGCUGCUCUCACCAGGGACUAGAGAGAAAGAUAAUAUCUGUGGACCCCUUUCUACAGCUCCAUCCUCUGCCUCCACCACCGCUUCAGGUGGCUCAGGACUUUUACAGGAACCCAUUAUUUCUUCAAUCUUUCCAGCACCCCUGGCUGGACCUGCACAAAAAGGUACCCACAGCCAGUCAGCAGCCAUUCAGCUGAAGGAACCCCAGGGUGGAAAAAGCCAGCGAGCAGAAGAGCUCCUCCGAAGCCAUCCUGGCACUCUCACCCAACCAAAUUGGACUCCAGUUCUCCCAGCUCAUGAGGAACCAAUGGACCAUGAGUUGCAGAGGGGGCAACUGAAUUCUGAACCAAACCCAGGGCCUAACAAGAGGGCAAUGGAAGAUCUGGGGACUGAAGAAAUAGUCAAGGUUGAAACAAGCAUAAGAAAGAUUAAUGGACAAGAUAGCGCAGGUGGGGCCUCCAGCUCCUACAGGCCAACUCGCAGGGGAUUCCCAAGACCAAGCGCCCAUAAUCACUUUGACAUAAACGAGCACCUGCCCUGGAUGAUUGUACUGCUGCUGCUGCUGGUGCUGGUGGUGAUCGUAGUGUGUAGUUUGAAGCAGAGCUCUCAGGUGUUGAAGAAGGGCCCAAUGCAGGACCCGAGCAGCAUCAUGGAGAAGGCAAUUCAAAAGAAACCCCCUGCACCACUAACUCAAGUCCGAGAGAAGUGGAUCUACUAUGCCAACGGACAAG
Molecule: messenger RNA, 1626 nt
Organism: Pundamilia nyererei
Lineage: Eukaryota; Metazoa; Chordata; Actinopteri; Cichliformes; Cichlidae
Gene: tnfrsf21
Product: tumor necrosis factor receptor superfamily, member 21
Exons: 3
Biological process (GO): negative regulation of T cell proliferation; adaptive immune response; humoral immune response
Cellular component (GO): plasma membrane
Molecular function (GO): protein binding
Source: RefSeq, a predicted model, not a curated record